GAGAGAGAGAGAGAGAGAGAGAGAGAGAGAUUUAAUCAUUUCCAUCUAUACUUGGUUUUUGCAUAUAACAAGGAAGUUGAGGGUAAAAUUUCAAAGAAAAAGGUUGUUGAUGCAUGCUUGUCGGCUAGACUUGAUUAAACAUAAUAACCCAUGUAUAUAUUGUGAACUGAUAUGUUAAUCAGAUAAUUCAAUUUGUGAUUAGUCCAGACUGAUAUUUCUUUCUUUGAUGAUGGUAAUGUUGGUGAUAAUGUAGACUCUUCAGACGACUAUAAUAAAAAGUAACUUGAAUCCAGUCUGGAAUGAGGAACUCAUGCUGUCUGUUCCUCAGCAAUAUGGAGCUUUACAGUUGCAGGUGUUUGAUCAUGACACAUUCUCGGCUGAUGACAUAAUGGGAGAAGCAGAGGUUGAUCUUCAGCCCUUGAUAACAUCUGCAAUGGCAUUUGGGGAUGCAGGAAUGUUUGGGAACAUGCAAAUUGGAAAAUGGCUGAAGUCAAAUGACAAUGCCCUCAUAGACGAUAGCACCGUUAACAUUGUUGAUGGGAAGGUAAAACAGGAGGUGUCACUCAAGCUCCAGAAUGUGGAAUGUGGAGAAAUAGAUUUAGAACUAGAGUGGAUGCCUCUUGAUCAAUAGGUAAAUAAUUUAUUUAUUCUUCCCAUUUUAUUUUUAAUAAGAAUCUGUAAUUUUUGGUUGAGUUACUUGUAUGGAAUGGCACCAUACACUUGUCUCCAUUCUUUUGUAUUUGUUUAUAGAAAUUCCAGUUUUCUCUCUUAUUUGUGAAUCGUUUGACAAAAACCAGAGCAUGAGCGCCUAUUCACAUUGGUC
Molecule: messenger RNA, 823 nt
Organism: Prunus avium (sweet cherry)
Lineage: Eukaryota; Viridiplantae; Streptophyta; Magnoliopsida; Rosales; Rosaceae
Source: RefSeq, a predicted model, not a curated record